AUGUAUGAAAAGAGCGUAACUCUAUUAAACGGCAAAAGAAUUCCCAGCAUUGGACUUGGUGUCUACGCGAUCUCAACCAGUUCUGCAGCACAAGUUGUGCAUGAAGCUCUCAAAUGUGGCUAUAGACAUUUUGAUACGGCUGAGUACUACGGCAACGAAAAGGCAGUCGGUAAUGGUAUCUCUGCAUGGUUGAGUGAAGAUAAGAACAAUAAGCGUGAGGAUGUGUUUUACACUACUAAAAUUUGGACGCAACCCGGUGGCGACAUGACUCGCAAUAUUAGGGAGCGCUUCGAGAAGGUCAAACAACUAGGCUAUAUUGAUCUUUUGUUGAUACAUUCUCCACUAGGCGGCAAGGAAACGAGGCUAGGAACCUAUGAGGCUAUGCAAGAUGCCGUCGAUAUGGGUAUUGUCAAGUCUAUCGGGGUUUCGAAUUACGGGGAAAAACACAUUAAGGAGUUAUUAAGCUGGCCUGGUUUGAAACACAAGCCUGUUGUAAAUCAAAUUGAAGUUGCACCAUGGAUUAUGCGGGUAGACUUGGUUGACUACUGUAACUCCCAAGGGAUUAAAGUUCAGGCUUACUCACCCUUGGGACAGGGCGCAAAAUGGGAUCAUCCGUCUUUGAAAUCCAUCGCGGCUAAGAAAGGCUGUGAACCUGCCCAGGUUCUAAUAAGUUGGUCUUUGGCGAAGGGACUAAUUCCGUUGCCAAAGACCCAGAAUAUAAGCAGGCUACAAAGCAAUCUAGACUCCUACAACGUUGAACUAGACGAGGAGGAUAUCAAGGCUUUAGAUCGGCCUGAGUUGCACGAUAAUCAGUCUUGGGAAUGCACAGAUGCUGCCUGA
Messenger RNA from Eremothecium sinecaudum, 840 nucleotides. Its product is annotated as aldo-keto reductase superfamily protein. The coding region runs from base 1 to 840 and encodes 279 amino acids. The transcript has a single exon. Lineage: Eukaryota; Fungi; Ascomycota; Saccharomycetes; Saccharomycetales; Saccharomycetaceae. Gene Ontology annotation, molecular function: oxidoreductase activity. The record is from RefSeq and is a predicted model, not a curated record.